AUGGGGAGAGCGGCUGCCGCAGGAAGAGGCGCUGGAGGGGCGCGCCAGUGGCUCCCUUGGCUGGGGCUCUGCUUCUGGGCGGCGGGGGCUGCGGCUGCCCGAGGAACCGACAAUGGUGAAGUCCUCCCUGAUUCCAUCCCAUCAGCUCCUGGGACGCUGCCUCAUUUCAUAGAGGAGCCAGAUGAUGCUUAUAUCAUCAAGAGCAACCCCAUUGCACUGAGGUGCAAAGCAAGGCCAGCCAUGCAGAUAUUCUUCAAAUGCAAUGGCGAGUGGGUCCAUCAGAAUGAGCAUGUCUCUGAGGAGAGUCUGGACGAGAGUUCAGGAUUGAAGGUCCGGGAGGUGUUCAUCAACGUCAGCAGGCAGCAGGUGGAAGACUUCCACGGCCCCGAGGACUACUGGUGUCAGUGUGUGGCAUGGAGCCACUUGGGGACCUCCAAGAGCAGAAAGGCCUCCGUGCGCAUCGCCUAUUUACGGAAGAACUUUGAGCAAGACCCACAGGGAAGGGAGGUGCCCAUCGAAGGCAUGAUUGUGCUACACUGCCGGCCUCCAGAGGGAGUUCCUGCUGCGGAGGUGGAAUGGCUGAAAAACGAGGAGCCCAUAGACUCUGAACAAGAUGAGCACAUUGACACCAGAGCAGACCACAACCUCAUCAUCCGGCAGGCGCGGCUCUCGGACUCCGGGAAUUACACUUGCAUGGCGGCCAACAUCGUAGCCAAGAGGAGGAGCCUGUCGGCCACAGUGGUGGUUUAUGUGAAUGGAGGCUGGUCUUCCUGGACAGAGUGGUCAGCCUGCAAUGUUCCCUGUGGGAGAGGAUGGCAGAAACGUUCCCGGACCUGCACCAACCCAGCUCCUCUCAAUGGUGGAGCCUUUUGUGAGGGAAUGUCAGUGCAGAAAAUAACCUGCACUGCUCUCUGUCCUGUGGACGGGAGCUGGGAAGUGUGGAGUGAGUGGUCAGUCUGCAGCCCAGAAUGCGAGCAUCUGCGGAUCCGAGAAUGCACAGCCCCCGCCCCGAGAAACGGGGGCAAAUUCUGCGAAGGUCUAAGCCAGGAAUCCGAGAACUGCACAGAUGGCCUUUGCAUCCUAGAUAAAAAACCUCUUCAUGAAAUAAAACCCCAAAGCAUCGAGAAUGCCAGCGACAUCGCCUUGUACUCGGGCUUGGGUGCCGCGGUGGUAGCCGUUGCAGUGCUGGUCAUCGGCAUCACCCUGUACAGACGCAGCCAGAGUGACUAUGGUGUGGACGUCAUCGACUCUUCUGCAUUGACAGGUGGCUUCCAGACCUUCAACUUCAAAACAGUCCGUCAAGGUAACUCCCUGCUCUUGAACCCCUCCAUGCAACCAGACCUGACAGUGAGCCGAACCUACAGUGGGCCCAUCUGUCUACAGGACCCCCUGGACAAGGAGCUCAUGACGGAGUCCUCACUCUUUAACCCUUUGUCGGACAUCAGAGUCAAAGUGCAGAGCUCGUUCAUGGUCUCCCUGGGAGUGUCCGAGCGAGCCGAGUACCACGGCAAGAACCAUUCCGGGACUUUCCCCCACGGGAACAACCGCAGCUUCACGACAGCACAUCCCAGAAAUAAGACGCCCUACAUCCAGAACCUGUCAUCACUCCCUACACGGACCGAACUGAGGACCACGGGUGUUUUUGGCCAUUUGGGAGGACGCUUAGUAAUGCCAAAUACAGGGGUGAGUUUACUGAUACCACACGGCGCCAUCCCAGAGGAGAAUUCCUGGGAAAUUUACAUGUCCAUCAACCAAGGUGAACCCAGCCUCCAGUCGGAUGGAUCCGAGGUGCUCCUGAGCCCAGAAGUCACCUGUGGUCCCCCCGACAUAAUCGUUACCACUCCCUUCGCCCUGACCAUCCCACACUGUGCGGAUGUCAGCUCUGAGCACUGGAACAUCCAUUUAAAGAAGAGGACCCAGCAGGGCAACUGGGAGGAAGUGAUGUCGGUGGAGGAUGAAUCCACAUCCUGCUACUGCCUUUUGGACCCUUUUGCGUGUCACGUGCUCCUAGACAGCUUUGGGACAUAUGCCCUCACCGGGGAGCCCAUCACAGACUGUGCCGUGAAGCAGCUCAAGGUGGCGGUUUUUGGUUGCAUGUCCUGUAACUCUCUGGACUACAACUUGAGGGUCUACUGUGUGGACAACACCCCUUGGGCAUUUCAGGAAGUGGUUUCAGAUGAAAGGCAUCAAGGUGGACAACUCCUGGAAGAACCAAAGUUGCUGCAUUUCAAAGGGAAUACUUUCAGUCUUCAGAUCUCUGUCCUUGAUAUCCCCCCAUUCCUCUGGAGAAUUAAACCAUUCACUGCCUGCCAGGAAGUCCCAUUCUCGCGCGUGUGGUGCAGUAACCGGCAGCCCCUGCAUUGUGCCUUCUCCCUGGAGCGCUACACGCCCACCACCACCCAGCUGUCCUGCAAAAUCUGCAUCCGGCAGCUCAAAGGCCAUGAACAGAUCCUCCAAGUGCAGACGUCAAUCCUCGAGAGUGAAAGAGAGACCAUCACUUUCUUUGCACAAGAGGACAGCACUUUUCCUGCACAGACUGGCCCCAAAGCCUUCAAAAUUCCCUACUCCAUCAGACAGAGGAUUUGUGCUACAUUUGACACCCCCAAUGCUAAAGGCAAGGACUGGCAGAUGUUAGCACAGAAAAACAGCAUCAACAGGAAUUUGUCUUAUUUUGCUACACAAAGUAGCCCGUCUGCUGUCAUCUUGAACCUGUGGGAAGCUCGUCAUCAGCACGAUGGUGACCUUGACUCCCUGGCCUGUGCCCUUGAAGAGAUUGGGAGGACACACACGAAACUCUCGAACAUUACGGAAUCCCAGCUCGAUGAAGCCGACUUCAACUACAGCAGGCAGAACGGACUCUAG
Molecule: messenger RNA, 2862 nt
Organism: Rangifer tarandus platyrhynchus (Svalbard reindeer)
Lineage: Eukaryota; Metazoa; Chordata; Mammalia; Artiodactyla; Cervidae
Source: the annotation of a GenBank genome assembly